Messenger RNA from Anopheles cruzii, 1935 nucleotides. RefSeq names its product M-phase inducer phosphatase-like. Gene Ontology annotation, biological process: protein dephosphorylation; positive regulation of G2/M transition of mitotic cell cycle; G2/M transition of mitotic cell cycle. Lineage: Eukaryota; Metazoa; Arthropoda; Insecta; Diptera; Culicidae. Bases 1 to 1935 code for a protein of 644 amino acids. The record is from RefSeq and is a predicted model, not a curated record. Gene Ontology annotation, cellular component: nucleus; cytoplasm. Gene Ontology annotation, molecular function: protein tyrosine phosphatase activity. The transcript is spliced from 3 exons.
AUGUAUAUCGACGAUAACCUAGAGUUCGACAUCGUCGAGUGCACCAGCCGCUUUACGAUCAACUCUGCCGGCCGUUCGCCAACGAGCCGCCGGGCGGAGCAGCGCCAGCGCAGCGUGAUGCGCCGCCAGCGCACCAACCCGCUCCGGAUGGUCAACGACGACGGCAAACUGUUGUCCUCUCCCGCCAAGGAUAUGUUGCCCGGCGAGGAGCUGUCGUUCUAUCAGGGCCACAGUCCCCAGCAAAGUCCGCGACCAUGCAGCCCCUGCACCCUGUGCCCGGAGGACGCGAUGAUGGGCGGCGGCGAGCUGCUGCCGUCGGAGAGCAACACGCCGAACAAACACCACCUGCCAAUUAUCCCCACCAUCGUUGGUGAUGCUGGCCAGGGCCACCAGAGUGUCGCAGUGAGUGCGGCGGCGACUCUAGCCUACCAGCGUCUUCGGCGACCGCUUGCCGAUGAUCACGACACCAACUCGAUGGACUCGGGCUACGAUGGGGCCAGUGUCCGGAACGAGCUUCUUGGCUCGCAGAGUGAUGCCAGCUCCAGCUGCUCCUCCGGCACUGGGCUAAUGAGAAGCGGAUCGGUGCUCCGAUCGAUCUCCUCCACGAUCAUGUCCCGCCACAGUUCCUCCUCGUCGCCGUCAUCGCGCCGCCUCCUGGUCAGCAGCCUCUCCUCCGGCUCCAUGGAAUCGAUGGACGAUCUCGAGCUGUUCGAUAUGGAAACGAUGCAGGACGAGGAGCUCGGCGAUCGAUCGUUGCACGGUUACCAGCCGCCGCCGCUGAGGCAGCACCAUCAGCCAGCCAGCGGUAUGGUGCUGCCCAGUGGGCUAAACACACUGAUCAGCGGUACCAUCAAGACGACCCGCUCGUCGACAACGCCCGAAACGAAGCGUCCGUAUGUGCGGCGCUGUCUGAGCCUCACUGAGAGUACCAACAAAAUGAACGUACCGGCCAACAUUAUUGCGGGCGCACCCGCGGGCUCGGUGAUAAAAACACCGGAACAAUUCGUGCGGCGACUGGUGGCGAUCGAAGACCAGGAGAACUGUCAUCUGACGCCGUACUCGGCGCGGAUUGCCGAUGCCACUGCCCGCUGUUUCAAGCGCCCAGAGCCGCCCGGCAUCAGUCCGGUGCAGAGUAAACGGUGUAAAAUGAUCGAAAGCUCACCGUCGAAGGCCCUCGUGUCCUCGGCCCUCGACAGCCCCUCCCGCACCACGGUACUGAAAACCAUCUACCAGAAGUCGAUCUCGAUGAACGAUGAGCAGAUCAUGAACGCCCUGUCGCGAUCCUCCUCGGAACCGGACCUGAUUGGCGAUUUUUCCAAAUCCUACAUCCUGCCCCUGAUGGAUGGCCAGCACCGGGACCUGAAGGCCAUUUCCGGCGAAACGAUGGCCCGGCUAGUGCGGGGCGAGUUUCAGCAGAAGGUGGCCAGCUUCAAAAUCAUCGACUGCCGGUACCCGUACGAGUUCGAAGGUGGCCACAUACGGGGUGCGAAAAAUCUCUACACUCACGAGCAGAUAAUCGAGGAGCUGAUCAAAAGCAAAACGGAGCGACCGACGAUCGACGAGCCAUCGGAGCAAAACGGGCAGCAGCAGCAGGAUAGCAGCAGUGUCACGCGGCGCAACAUCAUCGUUUUCCACUGCGAGUUCUCCUCCGAGCGUGGUCCCAAACUGUCACGCUUUCUGCGCAAUCACGAUCGCAUCCUGAACUCGGACAGCUAUCCCGCGCUCCACUAUCCCGAGGUGUAUCUGCUGCACGGAGGUUACAAGGAGUUUUUCAAAGCGCACUCCUCGCUCUGCGAUCCGAUCGCCUACCGGCCUAUGCUGGAUCCCGAUUUUGGCGAUGCGUAUCGUCAUUUCCGAGCAAAGUCCCGCAGCUGGAACGGAGACGGCACGACCACGGUGAAAGCCACGAAAACACGGUCACGGCUCAUGCUCUGA